Messenger RNA from Schistosoma intercalatum, 494 nucleotides. NCBI's taxonomy places the organism in Eukaryota, Metazoa, Platyhelminthes, Trematoda, Strigeidida, Schistosomatidae. The record is from the annotation of a GenBank genome assembly.
UAUCACUCAGUAUGAACAAUGUGGUAAUUUUCAUUUGAUAAAAUAUGAGAUUCAUCAUAAAGUAUUUCACAGAUAAAGACAGUUAAGAAGGGUAACGCAUAAUUUGUAACCAAUUAUUAAUAAACUAGUGAAUACUAAUUGUAGAUAUAAACUCUUUUUAAAAAAAGAAGAAAUGAAAUGUUAUAACUAAUCUUUACUCUAUAAGAAAACAAAACAAAAUGGCCAUAGAUAAAUCUCGUGCAGUAAUAGAUAAAUCAGAUAUGAUACCUGAAAUGGAAGAUGAUGCUGUUUAUGUAGCUGCAAUUGCAAUGGAAAAGCAUAAUAUUGAUAUGCAUAUUGCAAGUUAUAUUAAACAUGAAUUUGAUCGUAAAUACAAAGCAACAUGGAAUUGUAUUGUUGGUAAAAAUUUUGGUAGCUUUAUACAUCAUGACAGAGGAGGAUUUGUGAGCUUUCGUUUAAAUGGUUUAAAUGUACUAUUGUUUAAGCUGGGAUAA